Messenger RNA from Phragmites australis (common reed), 2262 nucleotides. RefSeq names its product probable serine/threonine-protein kinase PBL3. Gene Ontology annotation, molecular function: ATP binding; protein kinase activity. Bases 840 to 2108 code for a protein of 422 amino acids. Lineage: Eukaryota; Viridiplantae; Streptophyta; Magnoliopsida; Poales; Poaceae. The record is from RefSeq and is a predicted model, not a curated record. The transcript has 6 exons. Gene Ontology annotation, biological process: protein phosphorylation.
UGCUUGUGCAAUCCACUACUCGGCAAGGGCAGAUACGCAGGGAUCAUCUCUGUUCAGGGGUGGGCUCCUUAGAGGGUAUCAUAUGCAAAACUCCCCAGCCAGAGUCCACUGCUCCAAUUCGCAGCUUCCACGCCUCGCCACCUGAGCUCUGUCGGUGGCGGCCUGGCUGCUUCCGUCCGCCGCUUUGUUUGCUCCACCUCUCCUCGCCUCCAUCCAGCCCCAAGUCAAGCGAUCCAGUCGCCCUCCGACCUCCCCGUACGGUUCUCGGUGACGGUGUGGCGGCGGCCUCGAGUUCACUCGUUUCUUGGUUGCGUGCGCGGCCGCCGUUCUUCCCUUUCCGUGAGGAGUGAGUGAGUCAGCGGGCGGGGUUUCAUCCGAAAAAGCUUGGAUUCUUACGAACGCCAAGUUGGUCAGCUCUGAGGAGAAGCUGAGCUGGUUGGGCGUGGAGAUUUGGGUUGACUUUGGAGGUGCCGGGCGUAGACGGGUUGGUUCUUGCUCGCUGGUUUCUUGGCUCUGAGGCUACCACCUUGCGGAUUUUUCCCGUGAAUUAGUGGCCAAGUUCCAUCGGGACCUUGCAAAGAUUGGAUCUUUGGGGCAGGUUGCUCGGUUCUUGCUUGCCUCGUGGCGAACUCUGGGCUCACUCGGAGCUGUUGUUCCUCUUGAUUUCUUGCAUUAUUGGUCGUCUCUUGCUGCGUGACAAGAGAGGCCAUCUUUUCCCUCUCAGCUCUGUCUUCUAAGCGGAGGAUUGAGCUGAUCUAGCUGGGAAUCUUGAGGCUGCAGACUUCUUCUUCUUUGCUUGCACAGUGAAUGGGUGAUCGGUAGAUUGGGAGAGAGGAAAGAUGGGCAAUUGCAUGGACACUACGGCCCGGGUGGAUCACAGCAUGAACAAUGCUUCCUACCCAUCAAAAGUUACCAGCAAGACAAGUUUAUCAUAUGUCCCUUCCACAAUUAAGACCAACUCAAGUCGUUCAACUUUGACUCUUUCGUCUAUGAGAGAUCGAAGUGAGCUUCCUACUCCUCGGACAGAAGGUGAAAUCUUGUCAUCUUCUAAUUUGAAGGCAUUCACGUUCAAUGAUCUAAAAAGUGCAACCAAGAACUUUCGACCAGACAGUCUUCUUGGGGAAGGAGGAUUUGGGCAUGUCUACAAAGGUUGGAUUGAUGAACACACUCUUGCUCCUUCAAGACCAGGGAGUGGUAUGGUUGUUGCUGUCAAGAAGCUUAAACCAGAAGGUUUCCAAGGACACAAGGAAUGGCUGACAGAAGUUGAUUACCUUGGCCAACUUCACCACAAGAAUCUUGUUAAGCUCAUUGGUUAUUGCUCAGAUGGUGAUAACCGACUUCUGGUGUAUGAAUUUAUGCCCAAGGGAAGUUUGGAAAAUCAUCUGUUCAGAAGAGGUGCCGAUCCUUUGUCAUGGGCAAUAAGGCUCAAAGUAGCUAUUGGAGCUGCUAGGGGCUUGUCAUUUUUACAUGAUGCUGAAAACCAAGUUAUAUAUCGUGAUUUCAAGGCAUCAAACAUUCUCCUCGAUUCGGAAUUCAACGCAAAACUUUCAGAUUUUGGAUUGGCAAAAGCUGGUCCAACUGGGGAUAAAACUCAUGUAUCCACACAGGUCAUGGGAACUCAUGGAUAUGCAGCUCCAGAGUAUAUUGCAACAGGCCGCCUCUCUGCAAAGGCAGAUGUCUACAGUUUCGGGGUGGUGUUGCUUGAAUUGCUCACAGGAAGAAGGGCCCUGGACAAAUUGAAGCCAGGCAUAGAGCAGAGCCUAGUUGACUGGGCCAAACCUCACUUAGGUGAUAAGCGCAGGCUGUACCGCAUCAUGGACACGAAGCUGGGAGGCCAGUAUCCGAAAAAGGGUGCCCACGCCAUUGCAAACAUUGCCUUGCAAUGCAUCUGCAGCGACGCCAAGUUGCGGCCUCAGAUGUCUCAGGUCUUAGGAGAGCUGGAGCAGCUGCAAGAUUCCAAACAUGGUUCAUCGUCACCGCAGGUCGACAUAAGGAAGACCUCACACACUGUCCCAAAAUCGCCGAUGAGAGUGCAGCCUUCACCUCGACGACGCUCACUUGGAGCAGCUUCCCCAUUGCCGGGGUAUCGCACCGCGCAAGUGCACUAGAAGGGCUACUUAGAAGAGGCCAUGUACCUGUAGGUUGCAUAUUUGUUGUUUAAGCAGUGAGCAGUGUAACCUUUGUUUCCACUGAUGUUUCACGACCAUGUGUGACACGGGAAUGUGACUGUCAUCAUAAGAUAAGUUGUCUUACCAGGCUGAA